Molecule: messenger RNA, 4002 nt
Organism: Marasmius oreades (fairy-ring Marasmius)
Lineage: Eukaryota; Fungi; Basidiomycota; Agaricomycetes; Agaricales; Marasmiaceae
Exons: 8
Coding region: 195-3881 (1228 amino acids)
Biological process (GO): mitotic sister chromatid biorientation; protein localization to kinetochore; mitotic spindle assembly checkpoint signaling
Source: RefSeq, a predicted model, not a curated record
GGAAGGUUGGUAUUAGUAAUAGUACGUAGCCGAUUAGUCACCUGAUCGUGUCGCGUUUGUUUGAACCGCGACUGACCGCGAUUGUCACGGGUAAUAGUUGUCACGCCCCUGCUCCUUCUCGACGCCUUUGAAGCCCGCCCAACUAUUUCCCUUACAUAUCUAUACCCUCUUCUUUCUUUCUUGUGAUUUGUUGAAUGGUUGUUAGCAAGGAUAAACUGAGCAGGCGCAAGUCGAUUGCAGUCCCAACCCAAUCCUCAAGCUCAAGUCUCAGACCCACCGACAUCAGAAGGAAACGUAGGGCACAUAGCAUUGCUCCAGGUAAGAUCAUCAGUCCUUUAUCUAGGUCACGGUUAUCUCUGGGACCCGUGAAAGGUAUCCUGAAGGGUGUGAGGCGAAAGUCGAGCGAAUCACAGAAUCAUGACGAUCGUAACGCAACGCAGUCCAUGGAUCUGACGAAUCAAGAUAACUCCUCGUCCCAACCGAGUCGACAAUCGCUUGCGGCCCGUCGUGUCAGUUUCUCCUCCACAGCACGUGUCCGAUUGUUUACUGGUUCCAAGCCUGGCUCAAGCACGUUUGAACCAGCCGACUCUUCAGGGGAAGCGCAAUCUUCGGAUGACCCCGCCUCCAGCUCUCCGCAGAAACCAGCCUUGGUGAACGAUGAGAAUGCUUAUCCUGCUGCCUCGGGUCGCAACAGAAAGUCGAUUCGGUUUUCCGUUGCCGAAAGUGAUAUGGACCUCACAUCCGCUAAUGCAGGAGCCUUAUUACAGGACCCGGAAGCCGAAUCUGCUCUGAUGGAUGAAGAAAUGGAUUUUGACGACGAUGACAUGGACGUCACUCGAGUUCAUGGGAAUGUCUUUCGAAAGCGAUCGCUAUCAGCUCACGUUCGUGCGCCACUGACCCAACUGUCCUCGAAUCCACUGGGCGAACCCUCCUCGGAUGAUCCCUCAAGAUCAGAUGAUACUUCUCAAUCUUUUGCCUCGGAGCGGUCCAUUAACAGCGAAAGCGACCAAUCUGGAAUGGAAUUCACUGUUCCUCUCAAUCAAGCCCUGCGUCCACCUCAGCACAACGAAGCUUGGGUUGCAUUAGUACAGGCGACUCACUCGGGCGCCGCCCAAGCUCCAUCCUCUGAUAACAGUAUGGAGGAUAUGGAGGUUGACAGUCCGGUUAAGUCGAAGCAUAUUGAAGACGAUUCCAUAUCCGAUGGGAGUUUCAAUACCGGUUUUGAAGAUGGAGAUGAAACUAUCAACGUUAGUAAAGUGCUGGGAAGAUUUAGUUUUGGUGAUAUGGGAAGGAGAGAAAGUAUAGCGUACUCCGAUAUGGCGUACUUGGAUUCCGCCAUGGAUGAGGACUCCGAGAUCUAUGGAAACAUAACCGGAAUCGCGGCUACCUCUACUCCUCGACCAAGUGCAGUUGUGCCACCAUCUUCCGAUCCUCUAGAACCAGAGCCUGUAGAUCGAACAGAUCCACCCCUUGAAUCCAAUAUCCCACCACCCACAGUAUUUUCCCGCCCCACCGAGCAACCGUCCACUGCGCCUUCUACCAGACCCGGGUCACCUAAAAAAUCCACUUUUACUCCCAAAUCACCGGCUAAGCUAACGGCCAAAGGCUUCUCUGCUGCCUUUGCACCCCCAGUUACCAAACCCGUUCCCAGAAAGUCUUUGUCAUCAUCCACCCAGCAGAUUAACAAACCAGAAAAACGCCCUCACGACGUUGGUUCCACACCACCGAGUCCAGCAAAACGUCAAGCUCUCGCUACCAAAUGGAGGUUUUCUGUUUCUACCUCCCCCCAACAAGGCUCUGCGAGCUUUUCCGCCGAGCAACCUCGGCCUCUCUCCCCCAGUAAAAAAGCUGCAUUUCAAUCACCUAUCGCGUCACAGACUCUACAGGGUGCCACUGCUUCCUUAACACAGAAGCCAGUUUCCUCGAUCAGACGUCCCUCUGGAUACCUGGCUAGGCGGAAGAGCCUAGGUAUAGGUCUCGGAGCAACUGCAUCGGCCGAGGAUAUCUCUUCUACGGUCAAUCGAACAUCUCCGAAGAAACCAAAAGCUGGGAUAGGACUUGGAAGGGCUAGCGUGGGAUCAGGGCCCUCUGAUGCAUGGAAAAGGUUCGACAAGGAUACGGUUACUCAGGCAGGUGGUUUCCCCAAUAGUAAAGGGAAAGAGAGAGCCGCUAAGCCUCCUGAGAUAACUGUUACGCCUGCCCAGGAGUCGCUUGCUGACCCACACGAACCUCCAGAAGAUGUCGCAAUGGCCUUGGAACAGGAGCCUACGACAACACAAGUAUUGGAUCUCUCUACUUUGUUAGAGGACGAUGGAUUCGGUGACGAAGAAAGGGAGAGUCCACAAGAAGGUGGCUUACGAGCGACCGAGCAUUGGAGGGAGGAAGUUCCUCAAGAAGGUUAUGUUGAGGAAGAUAUUCCGCCCAUAUCCAUUGAACGGUUCUUCGAGAUGACCGACAUUAAAUUCAUGGACGAGAUCACCGUACCACGGAAAUCUAUCCAUCCUGAGCUGCGUCGCAAUCCAAGGCCAUUUACGGAAGUCCCCCUCGCAGAAUAUGCCGUGGCAAUGGGUGUUGAUGUACCCAGGCUUGUGCUGUACUCUCGUGUUGCGAGAGACCUUGAGGGUUGGUUGGAGAAGAGCAAGUGGAAUUUCAAGGAAGCGGAAACAGAAGCUGCACAGAUGACGCCUGAGCUGUUUAUCGAGUAUGCUCGAUCCGAUGAAGAAGGACAGGCAGAACUUCGCCACCAAUUGAAUCUCAUCAAAACGAACACAAGGCUGUUAGCCAAGUCAGACUGGAUCCAAUGGAAGCUCCAAUGGGUCGAGAGCCUACGCGUUACAGCACAGGAGGUUUUCACCAAUUUGGAAAAUGAUGCAAAAGCCCUUGAGAAACUCAAGGCUCAGGCUGACGGAAUCGUCCCUGCUUUGCAGGAGGAGUAUGACGAGAUCAUGCGUGAACUGGAGGAAGAACAGCAGGAAAUUUCCGAGAUCGAACAAUGCGAUCAAGGAUAUCUUAACGAGUUGAAGGCUUCGAUUGCAGAACAGAGCCUUGAGCUCGACUCUUUGAAGAAUGAUCUCAAGGAAAACAACGACCAGUUGCAGUGGGUACAAGGUCGUCUUGAAGAACUGGAAUCCCAGAAAGAAGAGACUCUCGCCGCAAUAGCAAAAGCAGACAGGUAUAUGAACAUCCAGAAGAAUAGUACGCAUUCGGAGGUUCUACGUCUGAAAGCUGAACUCGAAGCGCUCGAAAGCCUGCACAUGUUCAGGAUUUGUAAAGUCGACUCCAGACUUUUCGAGUAUGUGUAUGCUGAGCGUUUUCGCGUUACGAUACCUUGCAGCAACCACAUACCACUCGUCGACAAGGUGGAUAUCACGAGAACAUAUGACGCGCGAACAAAGGUCAAGGACGACUUCCCUCGAUUGAGUAGUAUUUUACUCGUCGGAGCCAAACAAAUUGUCCAUAGCCUCUCGCUUCAGAGCGCGAGCGACACAGUGUCUACUCGACUUAUCGUGCAAACACUUACCGACUACUGGUCAUCCUGUGCACAAAUUCGUGGGCAGUUACUUCACUUGUCGGUGAAGUAUCCAGUUGAAAUCGAGGCGAUUCAGGAGCACUUGGGAUUCAAAGCCCAUGCAGAAGUUCUAUUCCCUGCCGUCAAAGGGAAGGCCAUAUUGUCGUUCGUGUUCAGUAGCGAGACGUACGCUCAUUGGCCUGCCACUAUUAGGACUUUGGAAUGUGAAGUCAAAGUGGCAUAUGGGAAUCUGGAUGGACGAUCCCUUCUUGACUCCGUGAGGGGUAGGCUGAGUCAGGCCACCCCCUCGGACAAUUACGCCUGCUUAUUGGAUGCGUGCAUCGAAGCGCAAGAAGAACAUGGAGGAGGCUGAUUUAUUCGUUAUCUAUCUUACAUUUUAUCUCUAGGCAUGUUUUCUAAUUCGACCUAUGUAUCCUGAUCUCUUUCCUUGAAUGCAGAUUGUGGCUAUAACAGUUCUGUACAUUAUAUCUCAA